Chrysochloris asiatica (Cape golden mole) is the source of this 726-nucleotide messenger RNA. RefSeq names its product atherin-like. The record is from RefSeq and is a predicted model, not a curated record. The transcript is spliced from 2 exons. NCBI's taxonomy places the organism in Eukaryota, Metazoa, Chordata, Mammalia, Afrosoricida, Chrysochloridae. Bases 1 to 726 code for a protein of 241 amino acids.
AUGUACGCCCUUAGUGCUCUGGGUGAGGGUUCGGGCCGCGCUCCGGUGCGGUCGUCCCGCCCGACGGGACCCGGCCAGCAGCCGGGAAGGAGCGCCCGCAAACUUGGUCGAGAGCCUAGAGCCGAGACCGGCAGGGCACGCGGGGCAGGCGGAAGAGAGGUCGCCGCCCAGACUUCCUGCCCCUUUCGCCCCGACCAAGUCGGCAAGAAAAGUUUUCUCGACGAGAGCAGGCGUGUCCUCGUCCAGAGAAGGAGCGGGUUCCGCGGCUCCGACGGAUGGCGACACGGAGCUAGGUCUCGAGGAGCGGAUGGGGAAAGAACCGGGUCGCGAGAACACGGGGCCCCACAACUUAGCGCUGGGACUGCAGGGCCCGCCCCCGCGACACCGCCCCCGCCUCUCUGGAUCGAGCCCCUUCCUGCCGCCUCGGCUGCCGAUACCGCCGUGAGAGGUACACCCUGGGCGCGUGGGGGCGCACGGUUCGGGCAGGAGUUUCCUCCGAGCGCGCGUCCGCCCGCCAGCCUCUCCCGCCCCCCGCCGCCCCUUCCUUGCCCCUCCCGGACCCGGGCUGCGCGGGGAGGGCGCAGGGGGCGGGCGGCGGCGCAGGGAGGAGGAAACGAAGAGCUGGGAGCAGAGGACCGUCCCCGGAGAGAAGCCCGCUCCAGCUGCAGCUGCGAGCCCCCUCCCUCCUUCCCGCCUUGCAAACGCGGAGAUGGCGGAAGCAGCUGA